This is a messenger RNA of Brenthis ino (lesser marbled fritillary), 459 nucleotides long. The record is from the annotation of a GenBank genome assembly. NCBI's taxonomy places the organism in Eukaryota, Metazoa, Arthropoda, Insecta, Lepidoptera, Nymphalidae.
AUGGAGUCACUUUUAGAAAGAGAGAGGAGACAGAGAGAGAUAGAAAGAGAGAGGAAGAGAAGGAGAGGAAGAGAAGGAGAGGAAGAGAAACAAAAUGGGUUAAAAGAUAAAAUCUUGGCAAUGAACAUCAAAUCCUUCAGCGACGCAUGUAAUUUAUUCGAAACAUUUCGUAUUCAGCCAAAAACUUCUGAUACAUUAUGGUAUCGACCACUGGACCCAGGGCCUAUUUUUAGCGAUCGACCCAUCUGUACAUACCUACGUGAAAUUCAGGGAGGAUUUUAUUGGUCUGUUAAGAAUGACGUCACGACGAGGAGUCGACCAAUCGCGCUUGGAGGCUCUGCGCAUGAUCUGCAAGCCUUCUCUCCAGCGAGGAGCGAUCCAGUCAGUCUGGGCCCGCGGUACACAGGUGUGCCGAGCUCGCGGUCACACUAUACAAGAAUCCAGCGCACCAUGACCAAC